Messenger RNA from Malurus melanocephalus (red-backed fairy wren), 5311 nucleotides. RefSeq names its product deubiquitinating protein VCPIP1-like. Gene Ontology annotation, biological process: protein K48-linked deubiquitination; endoplasmic reticulum membrane fusion; Golgi reassembly. Lineage: Eukaryota; Metazoa; Chordata; Aves; Passeriformes; Maluridae. Gene Ontology annotation, molecular function: cysteine-type deubiquitinase activity. The record is from RefSeq and is a predicted model, not a curated record. Bases 67 to 954 code for a protein of 295 amino acids. The transcript is spliced from 2 exons.
GAUGUUUGGUCGUAUGCGAAGGGGCUUCCUCAGUUGUUUCAGCAGGGUGGAGUAUUCUACAGCAUAAUGAAGAAAACAACAGGUUUGGCUGAUGGCAAGCACUGCACUUUUCCACAUCUGCCUGGUAAAAACUUUGUGUACAAUGCAGCAGAAGACAGAUUAGAGCUGUGUGUGGAUGCUGCUGGGCACUUCCCAAUCGGUCCUGAUGUUGAAGAGCUGGUUAAAGAGGCCUUAAGUCAAGUGCGAGCAGAAGCUACUUCAAGAAGCAGAGAAGCAAGUCCUUCACAUGGAAUGCUGAAGCUGGGUAGUGGUGGAGUGGUGAAAAAGAAAUCUGAACAACUACAUAACAUAACUGCAUUUCAAGGAAAGGGUCAUUCCCUAGGAACUGCAUCUAGUAGUCAACAACAUGAUCAAAGAGCCAGGGAAACACCACUUUUAAGAAAGCAUAGCACAGAGACCGACUUCAGUCCUUCUGCUAAAAUUGAGCCUUCUGUAUUCACAGCUGCAUCUGGUAACAGUGAGCUUAUUCGAAUUGCUCCGGGAGUUGUGACAAUGAGAGACAGCAGGCAGCUUGACCCCACUUUGAUUGAGGCACAGAGAAAAAAGUUGCAGGAAAUGGUCUCUUCUAUUCAGGCUUCAAUGGAUAGACAUUUGCGGGAUCAGAAUACAGAGCAGUCAGCAUCAGUUGAUGUAUCUCAAAGAAAAGUAGAGGCAGUGAGUUCAACUGCUAAAACUGGGAGCUUUCAAGCUGCCUUACCUGAAUCGUUUUCUGCACCAGGUGGUACUGAACACUUGAAUACUGAAUCAACUGAUGGUAACAUGGUGAAUUCUGUGGGAACAACAUUCCCUGCAAGGUCUAAAGCACAAAAGGGAAAUUCUGUUGAGGAGCUUGAGGAGAUGGAUAGUCAAGAUGCAGGAAUCACUAAUGCAACUGAGCCAAUGGAUCACUCUUGAUAGGUUAAAAUCUAAUAAGGGUAGAAGAAAUUACUGYUCAAAUGUAAUGUUUAUUGGCUGGGCCACACAAAGUGAUUAGUUAUUAAAUCUUGUAUGUAUGUCAAAGAUUAUAUCAUCUUAUUCAGUGCAUGAUAAGCGUGUGAUUGGCAAUAGCUUUCAAUAUUACCAUACUGCUGCCCAGGCUGGCUCUGUUACCUGUAAAUUAGUURUUAGGAAAUGCACUGAGAUGAAUAUCUGCUGUACAUGUGGGUUCUUGAAAAUUCUUCAUAAUUUUCAAUUUCUUAGAAGUCUUAAAAUUUAAGCCCAUGCAAGGUUCUUACCAUGCUAGCUUAAGGUUAGUGGAAGGGCUAGAACAGGCAAAACUAGAAACAUUGCAAAAUUAAUACUGCCCCAGUUACUUAAUUCCAAUAAAAAUACGCUGUAAACAUAAAUUAGACAUAAAUUUCUAAAAAUAACUGAAACUAAACUUCUGCUCAAUUUGAUAAUGCAGCACAUAUAGAGUACUUUUAAUUACAUUGUGCUGGCACUUCUCCAAUUUAAUAACUUUUUUAUUCAUAUCCUCCUCUCAGAAAUCUUGGAGUAAGUUUAACUUUAGUAAACUUUAAGUUCUGUUGUCAGUUUAAGCAAGCUAGAAAAAAAGGCCACUUAGCAUAUGAUGAAAAUACAUUCAAUGUGGUGUGGUUAUGCAUGGCUGUCUGAGCCAACACAACCAUUUUGGUGCUCUGUUAGUAGCAUGUCUUUAUUUCCUCGCAAAUACCAAACUGGUCAGGUGGUUGUGCAACUUUUGAGACAAUUAAGGGAGAGAAGUUGGUAAUUGCAAGUAAGAACAAAUGUUCGAUGGCAAAUCCAUUUCUUUUAGAAGACUUUGAUUGCUAGCAUUGGUUAGAAAUGGCAAAAAAUGAAAUAACAGCUAUCCUCUUAAGAGCAAAUCAACAAUUUAUUGGAAGGAAAUGACUUUCUAACACACAUUAUCCUAAAGUGUAUGGUGAUAAUUGAGCUUUUAGAAGCUCACUGUUUACUCUGUGGGAACAAGGAAUACAUGCUGUUUCAGUGUCUAUAAAGACUACCCGCCUCUCUCAGGCUCACUUCAGUUUGUGAUGCAGAUUUCCCUGCAUCAGUGAUAAUAGAGCUGGUAUCCACUUAAGUAGUGUGUUCAUCAGACCUGUAGUGCUAGUUUUUAAGAGGCAGCCAUUGAGCUUGCUCCCUAAGGAUGGAAUGUGUUUCUGAUACUGCACUUUGCUUCCUAUCUUCAUAGUCAUUUAAAUGCACUAUUGUUGCUUCUYCUCAUGAUAAAAUAACACUGAAUGGAUGACAAGAUGUUAAUACAGCUUCAAAGGAAUUAAGAGCAUUUAAAUACUGAAGUCUGUGUUUGUGCACAUGUAGGUUUUUACCAGUUCACAAAUGUGGUUUGUGUUGUAUGUGUUUGUAUUGAUAAAAGUCUCCUUACUUUUUACAUUUCUAAUCACUUAAACAGUUCUAAGCGUUAGUAUGAUAAAAUGUCCCWUGAGGAAGGAUUUAUUUUUGUAUGUAGAACUGAAAUGAAGCAAGUCACUUAAAGAAUAGCCCUUCUCUUUUGUCAAAGUAAAUUAAAAUGCCUCUGUUGGUUAACUUUUUAUGUAGAUGGUACAAAUAUUUUAUGAUUUCAUACACUACCUAGAGAUAAAUUAUAAAUAUCACAUUCUCACAAACAAAUGAAAAAUGUUAAGAUCUCAAAUUGCUACCCGGUAAGUUAGCAAUUUGGAAACUUGGAAUGUAUGAAGUAAUUGGCUUGCCAGAACUGACCUUGCUGAUGCACUGAUUAACUGGCAGGGCUUAUUCAAUGAGAAACAGGAUGCACAUGCAGCAGCUGGAAGCCUGCCAUGACUUCUGAAAACAUUUAGUCUCCCAUGAAUCAGUCUAGCUGGCUGAAGGCUACAUCUGUAUAGAAAAUGUUGAGUAGAGGCUUGUGCUUUGUCACAGUGUUAGAAAAGUAUAGCAGUGGCAUGUUCCUGGGAAAGAGUUUAAAUCAGAAGAGGAUGAGGGGGAGGAAUCUCCUGGAUCUCUUGCAUUUUACACCAGGUAACCAUUGCUUUGACAAUUUUAACCUUUCUAUAGGGAAAAAAGUCUUCCUUGGCUGGAAAAAUAAUGAGCAAGCAGUGCAUAUGAGAGAAUUUUAAGUUUGAAAUAAACUGAAAUAUUUAUUGCACAUCAUUCUUAUUUCAAGAAAAAUGCUUACUUCUUUCAUGCCUUUCUGGUAAGACUGCAGAAGUUGGUGUGCCUUGUACUGCGUAAAGAGGAAGACUUGGUUUGGUUUUGACAUGCUUCCCAUUUCAGCAGUAAUUUGACAUUUUCCUUCUUAUCUAAAUAGAAAUAGAAACAGAUAAUAGCUCUGUUUGACUCACCAUUAAUGUCAUCUUGGGCCCACUCAAGUCGUGUAGAUCAGAACCCUCCAGUUCCUAAAAGAAGAUGGUCUCAAAGGACUGGUAAAAUGGUGUCAAUCACAAGAUCCCCUGGUGUGAAGAUCGGAAAGCAGGAUUGUGCAUAUAUCUUUGCAGUGUUCUUAUUUCAUGUAGCUUUCUCCUGCAUUUAAUAUCAGUGGUUUGAGAAAGAUAGAUAGCUUUUGCUACUCUCAAGUGAAGCUGAACUUCAUCUACAUGCCAGUGCGAUGUGUGACUGUGCAGGAGAAGUGAAAUAACACCAACGUGUAAGUUGGAACAGAUGUUUCAUUUGGUUGCUGGCAGUGGGUGCAACUGCAAGUUGAGACAAAUCUGUGUGCCUGUCUAAGGAGCACCAGUGUGCUUGUUAAAAUUCCCUGUCAGUCAGGAAAAUGCUGGUGGGGUACAAGGGCAGGGAAUAUUUUGGUUCAUUGUGUAUGAGAAGACGUGUCAGUUGGACUUCUCAAAUGUCAAGAAGGGUGUCCUUUUCUCAAAAAGUAAAAGCUACCAAUCCUAAUUCUUGCUACCAAAUUGUCUGUGGAAAGAGGCUGUGGUUUUGAGUACCCACCUUGAUUACUUUCUUUUCUGAAGGCCAGCCAUCUUCUACACUGUAUCCAUGGCAAAGAAGACACCUUAUUAGAAAAUCCUAAAUUCUACUAUGGCUUAGUGUGCAUAACCCAAAGAAAAGAUUAUUACUAAAAAUACAGGCCUAGUACAAAAAUAAAAAGGGAAAUGAACUAGAUUCCUGAUGAACAUAUGGGAAACCUCGAGAGAGCAGAUCAGUUUUCCAGGGAAAUGCAGACUUUUACUACUUCAAAUGGCUGGCUGCUUAGUAAGGAUGACUUUCUGAUAGUGCUGUUUCUCUCUGAAUUGUUUGCAUUUCAGUGAGGGAAAAUAAAUAGCAUAUUUUCAAGUGAAAUCAAAGAAAUGUAUUUGGGAUGUCUUCCCUGUUGUAGUCACAAAACAGCCGUGUGCUUUGUUGGCUUUGUGAAUCCCAUAUAGUUUACUAGUCUUGUGCUGGCUGCAAAAUACGAGCUAGACGUUGCUUCUGACAGAGUGCCCUAGCAGUGUCACAGAGGCACAGUGCCACAGGGCUGUUUGCAAACAACCCUGAGAGGCCAAAAUACUUAAUUUACAAUCUUUCAUAAAGUAGAAUAUGUUGUCACUGUCACAAGGUUAGGAGAGUUGCUUGCUACUUUUUCAAUGCGCUGAAAAUGCCAAGUAACAAAAUUCUUGGUAUGUUUACAGUUGGGAGAGUGAUGCUUGAUCUGAAUUGUAUGAAAAUGAAUGAUUUAAGAAGAUGCCACUAUUAUCUCUACAUUUGUUUGGCUCCUAUUUUUAAAUACCAGAAUCUACAUGCUUUUGUAAAAUAAUAAUAAUAUGAAUAUGAAGUUGAUCCUUUUGUUAAAAAAGCCACAACAGAGAGUGGUUUCUUGUUUUGUUUGUGGGUAUCAGUUUAGCUUCAUGAAAAAGUUGCUUAAGAUCUUUAGAAUGCAGGAUUCCCUCUGAGCCCUUAUGCCUGUGGUUGAGCAAUAAAAGAUUGAAACAAGAGUGGUAUUUUCAGAAUUAUUUUAUGUUUGAUGAGGAAUAUUGCCAAGAAAUGAAAGAGUGCACUUUUAGGAGGGAAUGCUAUUUAAAAUGUAUAAAUAGGAAUUAAAAUAGUGUAUAUAUUUAGGAAAAAUCUUUUUAAAAAGUAAGUGCUUUACAUGUUGAAUUAAAAAUAAAUUAGCAUAGAAACKAUACCAUCUUCACAGUACUGGCUGUUAUCCAGCAAGGUUUGGUUUGUUUUAUUUGUGAUUGCUGUACUAAUUAUAUUUGAUUUUUUUUAUCUGUAAUGUAACAAUAGUGUAUUAUAACAGUAUAUAGUGUACUAUACUACACUUCACUGUACAGUAUUUGGAAUUUUCUUUGAUUGCUAUAUUAAAACUAUAAGUUAAAACAUC